GGAGAGGAGCGGGAGGGAGCGAGGGAGAAAGACACACGCACGCAGAGACACACGGUCACUGGAAUUCCAUUAGAAAAAGUGAGCCGAGCAAGGGUUAGCGGGAGAAGAUUUUUUUGAAUCUUGUCUUCGUCUUGGUGCGAAAGAAGCCACUCUGGUCUGUCAUCCUCGAAGCUCCGGCUGGAUUGUUCCUCGGCGCAAACCCCCGUCGGUGGAUUUCUUUCCUAUUUGCGUUUAUUCUCACCCCUCUCUCGCCGCUUCCUUCCAGCCCUUCACUCGCAAGUCGCCUCUGUCCCCAACCUCCCCAGGCCCCUCCUGGGAAGCGCAGGGGAGUGGGACCCGCGGGGACUUGCGCCUUCCCGGACGCGCGGAGGGGAGGGCUGAGCUCGGGACCGGGCUGCUUAGAAGCAGAUACACACAGCUACGUGGACCGGGGGCGGCGAGAGGCAGCCCACCGCCCUCCUUCUACCCCACCCCUCCAGCCAGAGGCGAGAGUCGCAGGACUCAGGAUCUUCACCGGGUGGACUAGCUGGGAUCUCCGCAUUGGAUUUGGGGCUGAAUAUCCCUGCUUGGCUGUUAUUAUUUUUCUUGUUAUUAUUAUUUUUUACCCAAGGGAGGAAGACAAAAAAACUGUGGGAUUUAUUUAACAUGAUCUUGGCAAACGCCUUCUGCCUCUUCUUCUUUUUAGACGAGACCCUCCGCUCUUUGGCCAGCCCUUCCUCCCUGCAGGGCCCCGAGCUCCACGGCUGGCGCCCCCCAGUGGACUGUGUCCGGGCCAAUGAGCUGUGCGCGGCCGAAUCCAACUGCAGCUCACGCUACCGCACGCUGCGGCAGUGCCUGGCAGGCCGGGACCGCAACACCAUGCUGGCCAACAAGGAGUGCCAGGCGGCCCUGGAGGUCCUGCAGGAGAGCCCGCUGUACGACUGCCGCUGCAAGCGGGGCAUGAAGAAGGAGCUGCAGUGCUUGCAGAUCUACUGGAGCAUCCACCUGGGGCUGACUGAGGGUGAGGAGUUUUAUGAAGCUUCACCCUACGAGCCCGUGACCUCCCGCCUGUCGGACAUCUUCAGGCUCGCUUCAAUCUUCUCAGGGACAGGGGCAGACCCGGUGGUCAGCACCAGGAGCAACCACUGCCUGGAUGCUGCCAAGGCCUGCAACCUGAACGACAACUGCAAGAAGCUGCGCUCUUCCUACAUCUCCAUCUGCAACCGCGAGAUCUCGCCCACUGAGCGCUGUAACCGCCGCAAGUGCCACAAGGCCCUGCGGCAGUUCUUCGACCGGGUGCCCAGCGAGUACACCUACCGCAUGCUCUUCUGCUCCUGCCAAGACCAGGCGUGCGCCGAGCGCCGCCGGCAAACCAUCCUGCCCAGAUGCUCCUACGAGGACAAGGAGAAGCCCAACUGCCUGGACCUCCGCAGUGUGUGCCGGACUGACCACCUGUGCCGGUCCCGGCUGGCGGACUUCCACGCCAAUUGUCGAGCCUCUUACCAGACGGUCACCAGCUGCCCUGCGGACAAUUACCAGGCGUGUCUGGGCUCGUACGCCGGCAUGAUCGGGUUUGACAUGACACCCAACUACGUGGACUCCAGCCCCACUGGCAUCGUGGUGUCGCCCUGGUGCAGCUGUCGGGGCAGUGGGAACAUGGAGGAGGAGUGUGAGAAGUUCCUCAGGGACUUCACUGAGAACCCGUGCCUCCGGAACGCCAUCCAGGCCUUUGGCAAUGGCACAGAUGUGAACGUGUCCCCUAAGGGCUCCUCGUUCCAGGCCACCCAGUCCCCUCGGGUGGAAAAGGCUCCUUCUUUGCCAGAUGACCUCAAUGACAGCACCAGCUUGGGGACCAGUGUCAUCACCACCUGCACGUCUGUCCAGGAGCAGGGGCUGAAGGCCAACAGCUCCAAAGAGUUAAGCAUGUGCUUCACGGAGCUCACGACGAACAUCAUCCCAGGGAGCAACAAGGUGAUCAGACCUAACUCAGGCCCCAGCAGAGCCAGACCGUCGGCUGCCUUCACUGCCAUCUCCCUCCUGAUGGUCAUACUGGCCUUGUAGGUCCGGGGACGUGUCGGGAGAUUUCCGAAAGCUACACAGACGAGAACACCCGCCUGACAAAAUGGAAACACACACAGACACACACACACACCUUGCAAAAAAUAAGUUUUUUUCCCACCUUGUUGCCGAACCUGUCUCCUCCCAGGUUUCUUCUCUGGAGAAGUUUUUCUAAACCAAACAGACAAGCAGGUGGGCAGCCUGAGAGCCAGCCCAGGGGCCCCCUGGCAAGGGACACCCGGCGCCGAGUGGGGCACGAGGCUCUGGGAAUGCCCUUCUUUCUCUCCUGGUGUUUUCCUCUCGGACCCUUCUGAAGCAGAGCCCAAGACGACAGCCCUGCAGCCGGAGGGACUCGUGGCUGUACCCGGGGCUGGCUGGGGCAGAACGUCGCAGCUGCUUUCUCAAGCCGCCCACUCUGGGGACCUGCCGCUGGCAGAAGGCAUCUGUCAGCGAGGCGGCAGGGCUGGCCCCGGGGGGCCAGCCGGGCACGUUCUGCCCCUCCUCUUGGCUUCAAGGCUGGAGAUGGUCCCGCCCUUGCUCUCUGCCCUGGGGCAGGCCUGGUGGGUCUGCAUCUGGUGUGGGGACGCCAUGGAUGCCCGUGAAGGGGGUGGCGCCGUGCUGGGCUCCCCUGACUGCAGGGGAACUAGGGCCAGCUCCGAGAGGGCUUGGGGAGCCCAGCUCGCCUGGGAGACCCCCUUGUGGGGAAGGAGCAAAACUUGGGCACCAACUUCUUCCUUGGUAGCAGGAAUUUUGAGGUCAAAGAGAAAUGGUACUUUGUUGGUUUUUUUUGUUUCUCGUGGGUCUGUUUGGCGGGUCUCCCUUGGGGCGGGGGGCUAGAGGGACCACGGUGUGACACGCACGUGUAGCACUCUGGUCUCAAGCUCUGUCCUUCUCUCCUCUGUCCCUCUUCCCUUCCACGUUCUCUUUCCUCAUUUCCGAGACAUACGUCCACUGUACGUACAUACCAAGGCUCCUUUCCCGACAUAUAUACAUAUAUUGUGUGGUUUCCCCUUUCUUUCCUUUUUUUAAGAAACAGAACUAUGGAAAUUAUACCCCAACAGAUGAGCGAAAAUGUAUUAUUGUAAAGUUUAUUUUUUUUAAUAAUGUUGUCUAUAAUGGGAACAAAAGGAAGUCGACCCCCGGAGUCCGGCUCCAGUUGGGCCGACUGGGCUCCGGCCAGGGUUCCUGUCGCGUCGCCCUUAAGCAAGGCUCCAAUAAACGUACUAGGAAGCA
Messenger RNA from Propithecus coquereli (Coquerel's sifaka), 3270 nucleotides. RefSeq names its product GDNF family receptor alpha 2 (gene GFRA2). Lineage: Eukaryota; Metazoa; Chordata; Mammalia; Primates; Indriidae. Bases 646 to 2040 code for a protein of 464 amino acids. The record is from RefSeq and is a predicted model, not a curated record. Gene Ontology annotation, cellular component: external side of plasma membrane; signaling receptor complex. Gene Ontology annotation, biological process: nervous system development. The transcript has 9 exons. Gene Ontology annotation, molecular function: signaling receptor activity.